GCAUUCGGCAGAAGUUCCAGCGACAUCUGGAGCCACAGGGGCGCAGGGAGUCCCAAAGGGCGCGGAAACAUCAGAGCCGCAGGGAGGCUUAAAGUCGUCACCUCCACCGGGGCGAGAAGCGCCAGGGACGCCCCCACAGAAAGACAAUUUAACGCCAGUUGACGCCAAUGGAGGAAACAGAGCAGGGGAAGACGGACAGCUGAAUAACGUGGCGGGCACUGCUGAUCCCAGCCAGCAGCAGCGUGAGGGAGAGACGCAGAGUGGCCCGCAGGGAACACAAACAACACCAGAAGCAGCGACUUCACCGACAGCCUCGAAAAAUGAUCUCUCACAGUCCCAGGCGCAGGAGCCCCGAGGUGAGCCGGGCGCCAGCACGCAAUUGAGCGGCGGAGAAGCGGCAACUCUACCGGAUGUCCCAACUAAUGCAGCAGAUGGAGGAGAGGAGAGAACAACGCAACUUUCUUCACCUGCAAGCCGCAAAGGUGACGCCGGCGGUCAGGACGGAAAAGCCACAGAGCAGGAAACCAACGGCAUCACGGAUUCCGAUGCUGCAGGGAACCCAGACGGCCAACAGGGGGUUGCUGCCGCACGUGCAGCGGCGGGCACUGCAAAUGAACCACCAGCAACAGAGUCCACCGCCACUGAGGCAAGGAACACCGCGACGACGACUGACGGUGACAGCGGCAGCAGCCCCGCGGUGCAGCCGCAGCCGGCAGGUUCCGUGGCGGCAGCCGAAGCUGGUCAGCCAGAACAAAAGGAGCAGCCCGCAGUGCCCACUUUCCUAAGCCAAGCGGAAAAGAGUGGUGAGAGAGGAGGAGAAGCCGCUCAGCCGGCAGCGGGGGCGGCUGCUCAAGCGGCGAACACCACUAACUCGACGAGUGCAGCGAAGGCGGCGCCCAGCGACAGUGACGGCAGCAGCAACGCGGCCUCGCACUCCGCCUCCCUUCUUGCGCUGCUUCUUCUGCUUGCGUGUGCGGCUGCCGCUGCGAUGGUGGCCGCGUGA
Messenger RNA from Trypanosoma conorhini, 1003 nucleotides. RefSeq lists its product as uncharacterized. The transcript has a single exon. The record is from RefSeq and is a predicted model, not a curated record. Lineage: Eukaryota; Euglenozoa; Kinetoplastea; Trypanosomatida; Trypanosomatidae. The annotation marks the transcript as partial.